This is a messenger RNA of Dermacentor andersoni, 2719 nucleotides long. RefSeq names its product LIM/homeobox protein arrowhead (gene Awh). Gene Ontology annotation, molecular function: RNA polymerase II transcription regulatory region sequence-specific DNA binding; DNA-binding transcription factor activity, RNA polymerase II-specific. NCBI's taxonomy places the organism in Eukaryota, Metazoa, Arthropoda, Arachnida, Ixodida, Ixodidae. Gene Ontology annotation, biological process: neuron differentiation; regulation of transcription by RNA polymerase II. The record is from RefSeq and is a predicted model, not a curated record. Gene Ontology annotation, cellular component: nucleus.
GAUUCGCCGCCGCCGCCGUCGGAGCGUGUCUCGCGCCCCAGCGUGGGCGAUGCUUGCCGAACGGAUGCUACGCUCCAGCGCCGACGACCAGGUCACCGUGAGCGUCAUAAAGAGCGAGGCGGAGCUGUGCAGCGCGUGCGGCGAGCUGAUCGCCGACCGGUUCCUGCUGCGCGUGAGCGACAGCUCGUGGCACGCGCGCUGCCUGCGGUGCUGCGUGUGCGGGGCUCCACUGGACCGGCAGCCAUCUUGCUUCGUUCGACACGGAAGCGUCUACUGCCGACACGACUACGUGCGCCAGUUCGCGGCCAAAUGCGCCAAGUGCAGCCGGGCCAUCGGCGCCUCGGACUGGGUCCGCCGGGCGCGCGAGCAGGUCUACCACUUGGCCUGCUUCGCCUGUGACGCCUGCAAGCGGCAACUGUCCACCGGCGAGGAGUUCGCGCUGCAUGACGGACGGGUGCUGUGCAAGAGCCACUACUUCGAGCUGCUCGACGGGGCCUCCGGCUCCAACGACGAGAACAGCGAGCAGGAGUGCGGCUCGGGAAGCUCGGGCGGCGGCGGGGGAGGCGGCGGCUCCAAGGCCAAGACGAAGCGCGUGCGGACCACCUUCACCGAGGAGCAGCUGCAGGUGCUGCAGGCCAACUUCAACCUGGACUCCAACCCGGACGGACAGGACCUGGAGCGCAUCGCCCAGAUCACGGGCCUCAGCAAGCGUGUCACCCAGGUCUGGUUCCAGAAUUCGCGUGCCCGCCAGAAGAAGUAUUUCAACAACCAGGCCAAGAAAGUGAACCCUGUGAGCAGCGGCGCGGUGUCCGCCGGUCCCGCCUGUUCCGGCUGCGGCAUGCUGUACUGCCUGUGCGCGCACCAGGCCCUGCCCAUGGGACAGGUGACGUGACCCAACGCCCUGCCGGGGCCCCGCCGGGAGUGCUCGAACCCGGCCACCUCGCUCAACCGAGGCCUGGACCCGUGCGGCAACUGCGCCGGUGCUGCCUGUGGCCUCCGGUGAACGCUGUGAACGGAGUGGUGGAACUCGGCCCGUGCGCGAAGAGUGGCUUCGGCUCUCGAGCCGCGUGCUGUGCCGUGACAUACGAGGACGCGCGGACCUGGGAGAAGUGUCGGUUCGGAGCCGAAAUGCAGUGGCGUGCUCGUUACUCGGACACCGGUGGCCGAGCGACGUAACGAGAGACGUGCGUCCUGUGGUUGGUAUAACUGUGCGCGACCGUCAACGCUGGAAGCGUUUAUCCUGUCUUGAGACGUUUUCUCGUGUAUUGUAUCGAGUUGAAGAUGCGGGUGUCGAAAUGCAUUACGAAGGUGCUUUCACAGCCUUUGUGCGCGAGAACGCGCAGGGAAUGCCGUCACUCGUUUUACUUUCACCGUGACGAACUAAAGCGGGCGCGAAUUUUGUCACAGAUUGCGAGUGUCGGUCUAGUCUGGUGCGUUAUUUUUGAGACCUUGUCAUUGAACUUCCACACAGAAAGCAAUGGGAGGCAUCGACUAAUGGUUCAGUGUCGGGCACUGAGUGUAAACUGCGCUGGGGGUAACCAGAUUUCGUCGUGCAGCUUUCGGUCAUCGCGGGGCACCCGAACCGAGGCAAUGACAGCGAGCACGGUGUCUCCGCCAUUACUAGAUCCAGUUAGCGCCAGUAAGCUUUACUUUGCGCGCGCGUUCUUUUUCUUUCCGGGGAAGGAAGACCAAGUUUGGUUCCUUGACGUUUGUUCUCAAGUGCACUCGCGCAAGUACGCCGGCGAGCACUCCUUUCUAUGGCUGUGCGCGCUCAACAUUGAAAAUCAGAGGACACCCGCCCGCAGUGGUUCUCUGUGUGUUCAGCGCACCUCAGGAUAUCUGAAUCUAAACGUUUAGUCCUAGAAAAAAAAAUCAUAAACGGUAAUACUCCCGAUCGCCUAUUCCUCGAUAUUUGUUCCUUUAACUUUUUCUCGUGUCUCGCUUUCAACUUACGUCGUCUGGCUCGCUUCGGAGGAGCAUAAAUUUUUCGCCUUGAGGGCUUCUUUCUGAGAAGGCGGCCGCGCAAGAGAGGCACGGACGGAGAUAAGGACGAGCGCCGAGUCCUUGUCGUCACGUCUCCAUCCGUGUAUAUUUGGCGCGGCCGCCUUUUUAAAUAUAUACCAACACGCACAAUUCGCCGCAUUAAUCAGGGCUUCUUUCCCCUAUCUUCGUGGGAGGUUCUUUCUUUACGUAUAGAGUGCGUGUAUCGCAGUCCGCGCAGGGACGGCCAUGUGUCAUGCGCGCGGGUUUGUCGUUAUGGCACGCUCUUCCAGACUGUUUCAGUGUUCCUCGUGCGCAGGAACUCCCGGGUGCCAAUGUACAUAUCAACGCUAUGGGUCGCUCCUUCCAGCGUCUAGAGCAAUGCGAGGAGGAGUCGGCCCCGACUAAUUUAUUCCCUGGCGGCACGGGCUGCUUUGCGUGGCUUCUCGAACGAGCCAGCCGAUCACGCAACUAAACCCCCGUGCUCUAAAGCGAUCAACGACUCGAAGUUCUUCCCCCAUCCCGUCGAGUUGAGCUCAGCGCCACUCCUGGUCUGAAAAAGACACUGCGUCUUCCCGAGAAUUUCAGUGGCGGAGCGUCAACGAAGGGCAGUGACCAUCUCUGUCGAGGGGCGGCGCUGCCAUUCGCUUUCUCGGGUGCAGGGAAAGCGUCCUAGAAUGGCGGGGGUAAGCACUCCGGGGCUCUAUUGCUCGAAAUAAAUAUCUCUGUUUCCAAGGUU